AUGGUUUACAACACCCCCUCGUUGAUGACAAGAUCAUCUUUGCCCAUUUUCCAAAAGUCACGAAUACAUACUUCUAAUCAGGGUGCCCCAGAUACUAAUCAUUAUAAGAUGGAAGCUCAAAACUAUGGGCGAUUGACUCGCCAGCCUUACAAGUUUCUCUAUGGUACUUUCCUCAUCAUCACUUUGCCCUUACAGAUAUUAUACAUCUUUCUCUACCGCAAGCCUAAACACCUUCGUCAGCACCCUCGUUGGACCUAUCUUCAGGCAACUGGGCUAGAUAUAUUUCUCAUCUGGUGGAAAUACACCUCAACGGUCCGCUACGUUACACCGAAAUCACUGAAACCCGGCUUUUUAAAAGAUCGAUUCAUUGUCAUCUCGCCCCCGUCUACAACUCCCUCAAUAUACCGUGGUAUCGUCGACGAUGCAGUUGUCCGUCCGUCUACUAUCGGAGCUGCCUGGUAUCCUGCCGUAUACACACCAGGGUCUACCGGUGGACUAGCACAACAGAUCACAAUUCAUUUUCACGGCGGUGCUUAUGUACUAGGUGGAUGCCGGCCGCUGGAAAGCGGUUGGGGUCCGGAGGUGCUUGCGAAACAUAUGAAAGGACCUGUGUUGCAGGUGCAGUAUCGCUUGUCAGUAGAAAAAGACGCUCAUUUUCCAGCUGCCUUACAGGAUGGAUUGACGGCUUAUCACUAUGUGCUAAACCACCUCAAGGUUGGUCCAGAAAACGUCAUCCUAUCUGGAGAAUCAGCUGGCGCAAACAUAGUGUUAGCCAUGAUCCGAUAUCUGAGCGAGGACGGAAAGGGACUUUUGCCGUCGCCGCGAGCUGGGUUACUUUGGAGCCCUUGGGUAGACUUGACUCUCAAUCACCUGACUCUGGACUCACAUCCCAGAGCGAACACGGAUUACAUGAAAGGGUCACUUCUAGAGUGGGGAGCAUCCAGUUUCACUCCUCCAGGAGGAGAUAGAAGCCAUCCUUACAUCUCCUUUUUGGGACAUGAGUUUAAAAGCCAAGUUCCAUUGUUCAUUCAGACUGGGACAGCGGAAGUAUUGUACGAUGACCAUGUCAAAUUUGCGAGCUCAAUGAAAGCGAUGGGCACUGAGGUUGAAUUGAUGGAAAUUAAAGAUGCACCUCAUGAUACAUUCGGGGCCGGUAUUAUCUUGGGGUGGGUAAAGGAAGCAGAAGCUGCUGUUUCAAACGCGGUAGCUUUCGUGGGGAAGGCGCAGUAUGGCACACCUAAGGAUAAACGUAUCUAA
Glarea lozoyensis ATCC 20868 is the source of this 1257-nucleotide messenger RNA. RefSeq names its product alpha/beta-Hydrolase. The record is from RefSeq and is a predicted model, not a curated record. The transcript has a single exon. Lineage: Eukaryota; Fungi; Ascomycota; Leotiomycetes; Helotiales; Helotiaceae. Gene Ontology annotation, molecular function: hydrolase activity. The coding region runs from base 1 to 1257 and encodes 418 amino acids.